This is a messenger RNA of Lobosporangium transversale, 234 nucleotides long. RefSeq lists its product as hypothetical. Lineage: Eukaryota; Fungi; Mortierellomycota; Mortierellomycetes; Mortierellales; Mortierellaceae. The record is from RefSeq and is a predicted model, not a curated record. The transcript is spliced from 2 exons. The coding region runs from base 40 to 228 and encodes 62 amino acids.
CCAAUAGAAGUUUCUUGUUCCAUUUGUUUGUGUGAUUACAUGGCAGAUGAUCGGGUCCGUACCCUCUCUUGCAACCACGAAUAUCAUGCAGAAUGCAUAGAUAUUUGGCUGACAAGCAAGUCAACACAAUGCCCACUGUGUAAGCACGAUCUGUUUGGUGAUGUAGAGAUGCCAUCCACACGUAUGUCUGUGUCAAGCUCACAUUCAUCCUCACCAUGCCUGCGGUAGUCUUAG